Messenger RNA from Puccinia graminis f. sp. tritici CRL 75-36-700-3, 6439 nucleotides. RefSeq lists its product as uncharacterized. Bases 229 to 6324 code for a protein of 2031 amino acids. Gene Ontology annotation, biological process: regulation of GTPase activity. The record is from RefSeq and is a predicted model, not a curated record. The transcript is spliced from 8 exons. Lineage: Eukaryota; Fungi; Basidiomycota; Pucciniomycetes; Pucciniales; Pucciniaceae.
GAAUCCCGGAUUGUGAAGAAUUGAAUUCUGAUGGUGGAUGUUGUAUCUGAUUCGGUUAUCAUCACAUGACCGUGAUAAGGCUUGUUACAAUAUCCAUCUCUCCACUCGAUUCGCGCUCCGUUUGAAGUUCUUCCCCCAAGCCCAAGCUUCCAAGUUCUGCGUCAGCGCCCGAGAGACAAGGUGAAGGAGCGAAAUCGAUUUGGUGAUGUCUCGAAAGAUGAUCACGGGAUGCAAAAGCUAGUCGACUCACCCACCAGCAGCAGCAGUGCUCUCAACGGCUUCGAGUCCCACCGCGCCAGACUCAAACAGUUCCGUCGACAGGCCAUCCACUCGAUCGGCCUCAACAGUAAAUUAACACAGCAGGAACAGCAGCAGCAGCAGAGGCUUACCCAAGACCUGACUCACAGCCUUACUAAUCCCAGCUCUUCACCCUCUGCCAAGCCCACGCUGAUGAUGGUCAACAGGAAAACUGAACAAGAACAGCCCACUCUCAACCCAGACUCACCAAUCCAUCUCCAGUCUCGGGAUGAAUUUCGUUCCAACUCACAAGAUAGUCGUCGUGGUCCGUUUGAAAUACAUUCCCCGACAACAUCAGUGAGUUUGGAUCGUCCAGACGCUUCAAGCAGUGUCAAUCUUACUCGGCAAUCCUUUACUUCCACCACUCCACCCAUCCUCAAUCAGUUUGGAACAACAGCACAAGAUCUUCCUAAUCCUCAAAGCAAACUUGACCGUCCCUCAAACUCAGAAUAUCGAUUUCCUCCAGCCUCAGCCAUCACCACCGAGCUCGCCCAAGGCCAUCCACAUGAAGAGACAGCCUCAAAAGUUGGCUCAAGCAUCCUCAACCCAUUUCAAACCCACAAACAUGAUCACCAACUAGAUCUUCAGCCUGAUCUCACCAAUCUCCCUGAAGCCGUGCCAGGAACAUCCAACCAAAUCAAUCUGCAACCCCAUACUUCAUCCGAUGACGGCCCUCAAGAUCACCCUCAGUCGAAUCCUUCCAAACCUAACAUCCCCGCACCACUCAAGAUCAUUCCCUCAUCCUACCGUCGUUCAAUCUCCGCUCCCUUCACGAGUAAUGGUCUGCUUGAUUUCUCGGGUCGGUUAGAUUCGAUUACGGAAGAUGGCAUUCUCUCCGCGUCCGCCCAAAUGGACUCAUCCUAUCAUCUCAUGAAUCCGCUGCGAACUCCGAUGCCAUAUGGCGGGUCUGAUGACGCGCGUGACUUCUCGUCAAUGAAAUUCCCGUUUGAGGGUAGUCCCCCCACUCGAUCCCUAGAUCGAUCUAGCCCCACUCAAUCCAAUAUCCCAGACCAAUCCACUCGUCCUAGUUCAGCGUCAAGUCAAUCUGACCAUAUGUAUCGAAAGUGGACCGGUAGUUUCUAUGUUUGGGUCUACGAUGCGCCCUCAAUCACUUCUGAUACUACCACCCAGUCUAGCUCGGCGAUGACCAACAACCCCUCUACUGCAUCGAACCUGUCAAAUAACCUCAUUGGCGGGAUCUCCAAACAUUUUUUUCAACACGUCAAGCCAAGCAACUCCGGGUUUGAGUCAAAGCCUUCCAAGUUGUUGAUUGGGAAGAAAGAACGACGCGGGGUUAAAUUAGGACUGAUCAGUGGAUUGACGAAGCAGAAGGACGCUCUAUCAUCAUCUCAGCUGGAAUCAUCUGGUGCUGCUACCAGUCUGAAUACUCACCGGCCGAAUCUCGAUCCACACAGUCUAUCCGAACAUUUAGAUGCGCUUGUUGAUCGGAGUGCGAUCGAUACGAUUGAGAUAUCCAAGUUGAACCAGACUCGGUUUCCAUCCAGCUCGAAAACAGCAGACCAGCCAACCAAAUCGAGAAAACAUCCUUUCAAUGCCGAAUCCAAGAGCGGCCGGAGGAAAUUUGUCUCUGAAUCCAAUGGUAGUGGCGGCGGGAGUGGCUCAAUUACUAGUCACUUGGCAUUGGGACCAGGCGCUGCGAUGAACUCUCAAGGCAUCGGCUCUGGUCAAUGGAAAUUGGUACAAGGUGUGAUUACGGAAGAUGGCCAUUUCACGCUAUACUCGGGUAACGAUGUGAUUUUAUAUCGGAUAUACUUGCCUUCUUACCGACGAACGGAUGUUCGGAUGGUGCAUCAGUCGAUCUUUGGCCGUCCCCACUGUGGCGUGAUCACCCGCAGGAUAGGAAACACCGCUUCAUCUACUAAUGCACCCAUUCACCCUUCAAUGCCUACCUCAUCAACUUCCUUGCCCAUACACCCUUCUUCCUCUUUCUUUUCGUCUUCCACCAAUGGCUCUCUCUCUUCUCUAACACCCAGUACAUUUAGCAAUCCGCAUCGUCUGGGCCCAUCUCUAUCCAUGCCCACUGCGGCGAAUAUGCAAGACACGACAAAGAGUCUUGGAACUGAUCCCGCCAAUCCCGCUUCUCAACAGGCUGAUCUCUCAACUGGGGCCUCGGAACUAUCGGUCUAUAUCUGCAUGCCCAAUUCAGUUUUGCUCGAGUCCUGGCUCGUGAUCUGUAAAUGCUUUUGCAGGCCUGAUGACUUCAGACAUCUUUAUCCUCGUUCCAACAAGAAGAGUCAAAACGGUGGUCACAAGGGAGCGAAGGCUAGGCUUCAGAGUUUGUCAGUCUCGCAAAGUAAUCAAGAGCUAUCACCAUCACCGGCUCUGUCAAGCACGGGCGAAGAAGCAUCGGCCAAAAAUCCGGUGAGCUCCGUCAAACAGGGAUUACCAGAACGAGUUAGGAUCUGGAGAGGGGUCGAGAUCCAACUACUAGAAGGUAGAAAAUUAGGCGAAACGCGACAAAUAACUUUCAACAGUGUGGUGGUUGAUUCUUCUUCUGGAGCAGCAGGAGUACCCAAUCCAACAAAGUUGAUGACAAAAGAAGAAAGAAGGAAUUCGACCGGAGGGUUUCUACAUACCAGCAGUCAAACUUCCUUGCUAUCGAUUAACAAAGAAGCACUCUUCAACAAGUCGAAUUUUGGAAAACAUCAAACCGCUCAGCAAUUUAUUAUCAGCGAUCACAAUCAACAACCUGAACGUCAAAACCUAAAGCAGAAAUUAACCCAACGUAGUAAUUCGAAAAACAAUGAUGACUUUGACGAUUCGACCACCGGUUUUUCGAGCUCAAUCACGUCCAACCUGAGCGGUCUGACUAAUCGCCAAAGUCUCCAAACCUCUUCUUUGCCAAACUACGAAGACAAGCCCGCUUCAACAGCAUCAAUCAGCGCAACCAUCCCAUCUCAUGAAUCUUCAACCCAUAGCUCCAAGCACAACUCCAUAUCAAACAACAGUUUCAAUGAUAACUUUUACUUUGUUGAGUUGGACUGGGAUAAGGAAAUCAUUGGCAGAUCAACUAUCAAGCGGAAUGCCAACCCGUUCUGGAGCGAGUCGUUUAAAUUUUCAGAAAUUGGAUCAUUCAAAGUGCCCCUGAUCUUAAACGUCUAUCAAAUCAAGAGAAACCUGAAUAACGUUCACUCAAAAUCAUCAUCGAAUCCAAACCAUUCAAAUCAAAACUCCAGCUCGCCACCAGUCUCUUCUACAAUCACAUUAAUCGGCCAAAGUCAGUUGGAUUUCAAGACGUUCGAAAAGAACACCCAGUUGCAACUCUGGCUGCCUAUCUAUUCCAACGCCAACAACACUACCGCCGAGUUUGGCGGCGACGAAAAUUUUAACCAGUACGACGGACGAGAGAAUCUUUACACUAAACUGGAAAUCAUGGGUGAAAUUAACCUGUCUAUUACCGUCAUUGAGCAGGUCGUGUUGGCUGAACCUGAAUAUGCUAAGAUGAUGAAUUUCAUGAAUAAUGACAACGACAUUGAACUACCGCUCAACUUAGCUCACAUGGCCGUUGGUGAAUUAGAUCGAUUGGCGGAGUUGCUGAUCAGAAUUUAUGAAGCAAAUAAUAGGCUAAUCCUGAGAUUUUCUCAACUUGCGGCGAUCGAGAUUAAUGGCGACUUAUCGACGGCAAGCAUUUUAUUCAGAGCCAAUACACUACUAACGAAGAUGUUGGAAGCCUACAUGAGGCUCGUUGGAAGGUCCUUUCUAGAAUCAAGUAUCGGGCCGGUUGUUCGUCGGAUUUGCAUUGCGAAAACCGAACUCGAAAUCGACCCUGCCAAACUAAAACCAUCGCUCUCUGCUCAUCAGAAGGAGAAAAUUGUCACUGAGAAUGUCAAGGAGUUGAAGAAGAUUUGUAACGAGAUCUGGCAAUCAAUGUACAUCAACCGAUCUAAAUGUCCCAAUCGAUUGAGGAAAAUCUUCGUCAAAAUCCAAGAAUUGGUCGGCAAUGCUUAUGCUGAUCAAGAUAUGAGACUGACCUCGAUUUCAGCCUUUGUCUUUCUAAGGUUCUUUGUGCCUGCCAUCCUCAAUCCAAGAUUAUUCAGCUUGAUUCAAUUUCAGCCCGAUGGUAAAUCCCAGCGAACCUUGACCUUGAUUGCCAAGACUUUGCAAGGCUUGGGCAAUCUGACUCUGUUUGGGAUCAAGGAACCCUGGAUGAGCGUGAUGAAUGAAUUCAUUACUACUCAGCUGGAUUCAUUUCGAGAUUACAUUUCAUUUAUUGCGAGUGAAUCCGACUCAACCAAACCAGAAUGGACCUCGAAAGAAUACGAGGGAUAUGGAUUACCUUAUGCACUUCGGGCCUCAUUGCCUUCUUCAUCUCGGGACGGCAUCCCAACUCUACCUCACUUGCUGGAUCCUGUUCGAGAUUGUUCACUCUUGGCGAGUUUGAUGACUAUCAUCAACAAGAAAGCAUCUGGCUCGAGCUCCUCAAAGCAUCACUCCUCCGUCCUCCCACCCAAGACGACCAAUCGACCUCGUCGGUAUACUGACGCCACCGAGCCUUCAGAAAAAGCAGCACCUACAAACAGUGAUUCUACAGCUGAUUUUUUGAAGAUCUGUGGUGAUCUGUAUGCUAAAUCCGAAAGGCGAUAUGUGAAGAUUAUCCAGUCUGAAUCAAAAACAUCAAAUGCUCCAAAUAGGACAACAGCGACUACAGCAACCACUCCAGCGAUUUCUGACAUCCAAAAUCCAACAACAGCGUCUCCUGGGUUGCUUCCGCCCGUAACAUCGACUCAAAGCGGCUCACCCCAAAGUAGUCUCAACUGCCGAACAUGGGCUCUCAAUAGUCACGAUCGUAUCGAGCAACUUUCCCCAGCCCUGUCAACACAAAUGCUGAAAUCCCCAUCAACUGACUCGACUACUCGUUGGAAACGGUCCCAUACUAUCACUGCUGAACAGGGCAGUAGCGCUGCUUAUAAUCAUUCUGAUCAUCUGAUGGAGUCGCCCAGUACUCCCAGCAAGCAGUCUUCGCUCGGUAUCCUUGGCAUAGGUCCUCGGCCGGUAAUCCAUUCAAAUGCUUUGGAGCCAAGUCCAAAGUUCUCGAGUCAAUCACCUCAGCUACCAUCUUCUGGUGUCGUGGACCAUAAUCAUAAUCACUUUGGAUUCAGUACCCCGAGGUAUAACUCGAAGCCUAAUGGCUCUGGUACUCUUUUGGUCGGUGUCCAAGAUUAUGAAAUUACUCCGCAGUAUUCGCAGGAGAGUCAUCAGGGAGAUAGGAGGGAGAACCCCCCAGAGCGACAAAGCAGCUCGACAUCGGUUUCAAGUAUUGUGAUUGAGAAGCGAUCCAGUCUGAAGAAGCCCCUAGUGAAUCGAUUGAAAGAUUCGAUUGUGGGGAUCCAUGGAGACCGAUCGUCAUCGUCAUCAUUAUCGUUGAGCUCCCUCGGCUCAUUCAACUCGCCCUUCUCUUCUCCGACCUGCUACAACGUCCCGACCCACUGUGAGUAUUUCAAGGACCAGAACGAGGGGGAAGGCAGUCCGCAAAACCGGCUGACGCCCACGAACCGGUCGACCUCUUCGAUCAAUGCCCUCGGCGAAGCCACUGGCUGUCACCCCAGUCUGCCCGCCAACCCGAGCUAUCUGCUCAACCUCAACCAUCCCCUUAUCCACCGCAACUUGAGCUCAUCCAGCUCGCCCUCCUCACCCGUCAUCCCUCCGCCUUCCUCAACUGCUUCCUCCCACGUUGUCUCCGCACCGACGACUCCUAAUAGUAAUCUUGCUUCUGACACCCCUCCUGAUCCCGACGAUCAUCAUGCACAACUUCUUAACCGCAGUGGCAGCAGCAUCGUCCAUCCUCAUCAAUCCAGCCCCCUCAACCCUCCCCUCGCGCCCUCAGCCAUCCCCCCUUCUGCCUCCUCCUGCUCCUCCUCCACUACUACUACUACGUCCAUUAUCAAUGAUGGCCAUGUUGCUCAUGCCGUCCAUCCGGCUGAUACUAGUGGUAGUACUAGUAAUAGCACCUGGACUCAUCGUGGUUUCAUCCAUAAAAUGAUGCGCAAAAACUCUACCGCUAGGUAAUCAUCCUCUCUUCCUUUGAUUCUUCCUUUUUUCUAGUUUCGCUUUUUCUUUCGUCUUUUUUUUUUUUUCUUUUAUCUGUUUUUUUUUCUGUUCUUCUUUUCUGCUGGAAAGCAGA